CGACGCCGCCGCCGUAGUCGCCGCCGCCUCCUUCAAGCGGGGCCCAGGCCCAGCCGCCGCCACCGCUGCCGCCGCCGAGCUCCGCCGCCGCCGAGCACCAUGGGAGACGCCGGGAGCGAGCGCAGCAAAGCGCCCAGCCUGCCGCCUCGCUGUCCCUGCGGCUUCUGGGGGUCCAGCAAGACUAUGAACCUCUGUUCCAAAUGCUUUGCUGAUUUUCAAAAGAAACAACCAGACGAUGAUUCUGCUCCAAGUACCAGUAACAGCCAAUCAGAUUUGUUUUCUGAAGAGACCACCAGUGACAACAACAAUACCUCGAUAACCACGCCAACUCUUAGUCCCAGCCAGCAGCCGCUUCCGACAGAACUGAAUGUAACUUCACCAAGUAAAGAGGAGUGUGGGCCAUGCACAGACACAGCUCAUGUCUCGUUAAUCACACCAACCAAAAGAUCCUGUGGUACAGAUUCACAGUCUGAGAAUGAGGCUUCGCCAGUGAAACGGGCACGACUACUGGAGAACACCGAACGACCUGAGGAAACCAGCCGGUCUAAACAGAAGAGUCGACGUCGGUGCUUCCAGUGUCAGACCAAACUGGAGCUGGUGCAGCAGGAAUUGGGAUCAUGCCGCUGUGGUUAUGUGUUCUGUAUGUUACAUCGCCUCCCCGAGCAGCAUGACUGUACGUUUGACCACAUGGGCCGCGGCCGAGAGGAAGCCAUCAUGAAAAUGGUGAAACUGGACCGGAAAGUGGGGCGCUCCUGCCAGCGCAUUGGGGAGGGGUGCUCUUGAAGGCCAGGCAUGGCCGCCACAUGACGCUGUUCUUAGUUCACUAAUGUUAGCCUUAUUUAGGACAAAGUCAGCCAGACACCUUGUACUGGGCACGCGUCAGACUACAGCCAGUCCGUUUCCUUUCUUUAGCCAGCCAUCCUGGUACUGUAGUUUAGGGGUUGAUGGUGGUUGAAAUUGAUUUCUGGCUGGUUACUAAGGUGCCUGCUAGCCAUUGUAUAAAAUUAAAACGUGAAGAAUA
Messenger RNA from Panthera uncia (snow leopard), 1021 nucleotides. It is a transcript of the gene ZFAND3, whose product is annotated as zinc finger AN1-type containing 3. The transcript has 6 exons. The coding region runs from base 100 to 783 and encodes 227 amino acids. Gene Ontology annotation, molecular function: DNA binding; zinc ion binding. Lineage: Eukaryota; Metazoa; Chordata; Mammalia; Carnivora; Felidae. The record is from RefSeq and is a predicted model, not a curated record.